GGCUGCUGCUUGUCAGAAUUUCGCUGGUGUCGAGAAGGACGCGAGUGUUUGAGGCAAUUUGAGUUCACGGUUUCUGUUUAGUAACCGCUUCUCAAAAUGAGGGAAAUUGUUCACCUGCAAGCUGGUCAGUGUGGGAAUCAAAUUGGUGCAAAGUUUUGGGAGGUGAUCAGUGAUGAACACGGAAUCGACCCGACCGGCACCUACCACGGUGACAGCGACCUGCAGCUUGAGCGGAUUAACGUGUAUUACAACGAAGCCACUGGUGGAAAGUAUGUUCCCCGGGCUGUGCUCGUGGACUUGGAGCCUGGGACCAUGGACUCUGUAAGAUCUGGUCCUUUUGGCCAAGUGUUCAGACCAGACAACUUCGUCUUUGGUCAGAGUGGGGCUGGAAACAAUUGGGCCAAAGGCCAUUAUACUGAAGGUGCUGAGCUGGUGGACUCGGUGCUGGAUGUUGUGCGUAAGGAGGCCGAGAGCUGUGACUGCCUACAGGGCUUUCAGCUCACUCACUCCCUGGGCGGGGGCACCGGCUCGGGCAUGGGCACGCUGCUCAUCAGCAAGAUCCGCGAGGAGUAUCCCGACCGCAUCAUGAACACGUUCAGCGUUGUGCCGUCUCCUAAAGUCUCUGACACUGUGGUGGAGCCCUACAACGCCACUCUGUCUGUGCACCAACUGGUGGAGAACACUGAUGAGACAUACUGCAUUGACAAUGAAGCACUUUAUGAUAUCUGUUUCCGCACCUUAAAGCUCACAACUCCCACUUAUGGUGACCUGAACCAUCUCGUCUCCGCCACCAUGAGUGGUGUGACCACCUGCCUCCGUUUUCCUGGGCAGCUCAACGCUGACCUGCGAAAACUGGCUGUCAAUAUGGUGCCCUUCCCUCGUCUGCACUUCUUUAUGCCUGGGUUUGCCCCACUCACCAGCAGGGGGAGCCAGCAGUACCGUGCACUCACCGUGCCUGAAUUAACACAGCAGAUGUUUGAUGCCAAGAAUAUGAUGGCGGCGUGUGACCCGCGCCAUGGCCGCUACCUGACUGUGGCUGCCGUCUUCCGGGGCCGCAUGUCUAUGAAAGAGGUGGAUGAGCAGAUGCUCAAUGUGCAGAACAAAAACAGCAGCUAUUUUGUAGAGUGGAUCCCCAACAAUGUCAAAACAGCUGUAUGUGACAUCCCACCAAGAGGGCUUAAGAUGGCUGCCACCUUCAUUGGCAACAGCACAGCCAUCCAGGAGCUGUUCAAGCGCAUCUCUGAGCAGUUCACAGCCAUGUUCAGGAGAAAGGCCUUCCUGCAUUGGUACACAGGAGAAGGAAUGGAUGAGAUGGAGUUCACUGAGGCAGAGAGCAACAUGAAUGACCUUGUGUCUGAGUACCAGCAGUACCAGGAUGCCACAGCUGAAGAGGAGGGCGAGUUCGAGGAAGAGGCAGAAGAGGAGUUGGCAUAAAGAUCUGUUAAUCUUUCACAUGUUCAUAUUUUCACAAUUUCCAUGUCUUUCUGUUCCUUGGCAUCUAGUUAAAAAGUUAACAGUUAACGACUCCCGACUUUGUACUUUCAAACUUUCUAAUAAAUAUUUAACUUUGGCAA
Molecule: messenger RNA, 1574 nt
Organism: Pangasianodon hypophthalmus (striped catfish)
Lineage: Eukaryota; Metazoa; Chordata; Actinopteri; Siluriformes; Pangasiidae
Gene: tubb4ba
Product: beta-tubulin family protein
Exons: 4
Coding region: 97-1434 (445 amino acids)
Biological process (GO): microtubule cytoskeleton organization; mitotic cell cycle
Cellular component (GO): microtubule; cytoplasm
Molecular function (GO): GTPase activity; structural constituent of cytoskeleton; GTP binding
Source: RefSeq, a predicted model, not a curated record